AUGUCUCAAUCGACCUCAACGACAGCGAAAACAACGAUCCCUGUUCCUCCAUUAGCUCCGCUCGACAAAGCAGGCGCAUCUAUGCGCAUGUUACUAUAUGAUACUCAACUUAACCUUGAAAAGUUCUCAGCUCGUGUGGAUAAACUCACUGGUGGUGUCGAAGAUGCUAGGAAAGAGCUGGUUACCGUACAGAGAAUGUUCGAAGGUGAUCGAGACAAAAUCAUGGGAGAGAUGCUCGACAUCUGUAAGUCUUGUUAG
Messenger RNA from Serpula lacrymans var. lacrymans S7.9, 258 nucleotides. RefSeq lists its product as uncharacterized. The record is from RefSeq and is a predicted model, not a curated record. The transcript has a single exon. NCBI's taxonomy places the organism in Eukaryota, Fungi, Basidiomycota, Agaricomycetes, Boletales, Serpulaceae. Bases 1 to 258 code for a protein of 85 amino acids.